Messenger RNA from Prorocentrum cordatum, 1025 nucleotides. The record is from the annotation of a GenBank genome assembly. NCBI's taxonomy places the organism in Eukaryota, Dinophyceae, Prorocentrales, Prorocentraceae.
AGCCCCUGUGUCAGACGAGGGGCCGUGGGCACCUUUGCUGCGCCACCGCCUACAGCCAACCACAAGCAGCAGUGUCGCUGCCUGCGAUGGCCGGUGACCGCGGCGUGCGGCGCGGCCGGGGGUUGCCGCCGGUGCUGCUGCCUCUGCCGCUCAUUCUUUGGCCCGCUGGCUGCAGCACCACGGCGAAGUGCGCGGCGGGCUUCGACCCUCCCACGAAGUUCACGGUCGAGGAGGUGUUGCCGAGCGCGACCGAGCUGUACAGAGUGGUGCGCACGGACAGCGGCGAGGCUGUCGCGAGCUUGAUGGGCGAGUCCCUGAGCCUGUCCAAGGCUGUUCGCUUCGUGGCGUCCGACGGAACCAUGCUGGCCAACGUGCGGCAGGCGUUCCUCAGCAACAACCUGGAAUUUUUCGACUGCACCGGCGACAAGAUUGCCGAUGUGGUCAUGCCCACGCCGAAUUCAUCGCCAGGUAAGUUUAUGGUGCGCAGCGACACGAUGGCGGAAGUUUUUCGUACCGUUGAGGGUCCCUGGUGGUCUCCGCAGCAGUGGAUCACCGUCAACGCGAUGGAUGUGCCACUCAUCGAAGUCAACGAUGGGUCCAAGGCGCGCGCGCCCGGGACCCUGCUGGUGCGGAUGUCGCAGGAGAAGUCCGGGCUGGCGCACCAUGCCGAGGUGGAGGUCCUGGCGAGCAGCGUGCCCAACGCCACCCAGUGGGCACAGGCCGCCGAGAUCGAGGCCACGGGCGCCGCGGGGAGGCGGCUCUUCUCCGCCAGCAGCUCGCGCAGGGCGCCGCCAGUAGACCCGGUGGUCAUUGCGCUCUUCGCCAGUGUGAGCUACCAAGAGGUGGGUGUGCUCGCCGCGUGGAGGGUUGUCGUCGCCGUGCUGACAGGGCUCGUGGCCUGCUGCGUGAUCUCCUGCCUCGCCUGGCGCCAGGUCGGCAAGGAGCUGCUGUGCAGCAUCUUCGCCGGCGGCAGAUAUUCGCCAGUGCAGGAUCUCCCAGACGAGGGCUACCGCCUGGCUGAGCAG